This is a messenger RNA of Hyposmocoma kahamanoa, 3769 nucleotides long. RefSeq names its product squamous cell carcinoma antigen recognized by T-cells 3-like (gene Rnp4F). The record is from RefSeq and is a predicted model, not a curated record. Gene Ontology annotation, molecular function: RNA binding; protein binding. Lineage: Eukaryota; Metazoa; Arthropoda; Insecta; Lepidoptera; Cosmopterigidae. The transcript has 17 exons. Gene Ontology annotation, cellular component: nucleoplasm; ASAP complex; cytoplasm. Bases 81 to 2813 code for a protein of 910 amino acids. Gene Ontology annotation, biological process: mRNA splicing, via spliceosome.
CCAUAGCGUUUGUCGUGAUUUUGUUGUCAAACAAUUUUACAAUAAAACGGGGAUUUUAUUAGUUUUAUCCGAUUGGAACGAUGGCUAUUGUGGAGGACGAGGUCCGGAAUGAGUCGGAGGAGGAAAAUGAGAUCGAAGUGGUCGUAGAGGAAGACGAUGGAGACCAAGAUUCUGAUGAUUCUGACGACGAUGAUGAUGAAGAGGUUCUAGAAAGGAAGGUAGAGGAGUUAGAGCGCCGCAUUGCAGAGGACCCAUACCACUAUGAAGACCAUAUUGACUUGAUACAAGCUUUAUGGGGUUUAUCGGAGCUGGACCGUUGGCGCGCCGCUUUUGAAAGACUGCAGCAGUUGUCAAUAUUGCGUGCAGAAACAUGGCUGCUACGGCUUCAGACCGAAGUCACACUGGCACACUCUGCUGAGUCACGAGAACACAUUGCAUCUUUAUUUCAACAGGCCGCACUAGAUUGCUAUUCUAUCCCAAUCCUCUCAGAGUGGUGUUCGUGGUCUUUAACGGGCCCACCGGACGCGGCGCGUGCGCAGCUCGAAGAAGUACUACGUCGUGGCGGUGCUGACCCGCUAUCGGGGAAGCUGUUUUGGGAUGCUAAAUUGGAACUAGAGAAAACGCAGCUGAGUACUAUGAGUGAAAAUGACCCCGAGUACAAGGCGCAACAAGAACGCGUGCUGUGGUGUCUUGAAGAGACAGUGUCUCGACCUUUGCUGCGGUCGGCGGAGGCUUGGCCGCCAUUGCAGGAGUUAGCUACGGCAGUGCGAGACGACCAAUACAUUGACAAGAUAAAAAAACAACAUGAGGCGGCUACAGAUUACUUAGAGAAAAUUUCACCAUUUGAAGAUAAAUUACUAACAUUAGAGAGUGCAGAUGAGAAGUGCAAUGUGUACCAGGAGUACAUAGAUACAGUGAAGGAACUGUCGCGAGAUGAUAAGUACGCCGAGUGUGACAGUGAUGGAAUAUUGAAGGUAUUAUACGACCGAGCUACGACAGAAUGUCUAUCAUGCUCCCAGGCCUUGCCUUUUCUUCAAUCGUGGGCGCGUCUAGCACAACAGAGGUCAUCUAGAGCCACAUACGGUCGUGUGCUAGACGCGUGUACUAGGAGGUGCCCGACCCAGCAUGUAUUUUGGACCUUGAAAAUGCAGCAAGCCGAACACGAGGGCAAACAUUUUGAUGAGGUAAAGGCAAUAUUCGAAACAGCACUAUCCAAAGGCAUGGAGACGUAUAAACACGCCGAAUCGCUUUGGCUGAGUUAUUUGGAGUUCAUCAGACGGUGCACAGCAUUUGAUAAUGAGGAGGACGUUGAGAGGUUAAGACGUACAUUCCGACUUGCCUGGGAUUCACUUGCUGAGGCAUGGGGUACUGAAGCCAAUGACUGCGAGAUCCCCCUGUACUGGGCGCGUCUGGAGUACAAACGCAUGCAUGAUGCUAAGCAGGGAAAAGACAUAUUUGAGGAGAUAUUCCGAUAUGGUGAGAAUAAAACAAUGUCCAAAUACUGGGAAGUAUUCAUCUUACUAGAAUCAAGUCGAGAUCCGCCAUUAUCAGAGACUAAACUAAGAGACCUGUACAGACGAGCGUUGAAGUUCGUCACAGACUACCCGCCGGCUGUCGCACGAUUGUGGACCGACUAUGAGAGGGAUUAUGGGGCAUUGCCUACGAUGCGAGAGUGUUCCGAAGUAUGUGAGGCUAAAAUAAAAGAAUGGCGCGACAACUACCAAGCGUUAAAAGACAAAAUGACGGGUAAAAACCAGAAAGGUAAACAGCAGAACAAAAAAAACAAGUUGGAUAAACAAAAGAAGAUCAAAGAUGAACCAAAGAAAGGGAAAAGAAAAUCGGACAGUGGUGCUGAAACAUUUGAGGUGAAAAAAAGACGGGAAGAUAUGGAGGUCGAUGAGAGGGAGAGAGACAGAGAUAGUGGGAUAAAACGUCCUCAUGAAGACGAGAAAGACGAGGAUGAAUCCAAAGACAGCAAGCGCCAGAGGACGGAUAGCGCGUCGAGCAGCGCCCGGGCCGGCACCAGAGACGCCUGCACGCUCUUCGUUAGCAACCUCGAAUUCAAGGUAGACGAACAGAAGCUCCGGGACGAGUUGUCCAAAUACGGCGACAUAAUGUCGCUGCGCGUCAAGACUGGCAUCAAAGCUUUCGGAGGCUCCAUAUGCUACUGCCAAUAUAAGACUCCGGAAUCAGUAGACGAAGCUCUCAAACACGACAGGACCCUUCUUAAUGGUAGACCGAUGUUCUUCUCAUCAUAUUCGGCGAAAAAGACCAAACAGUCGUUCAAGUACGCCACUGGAGAAGAGAAGAACAAACUUUUCGUCAAGAAUUUACCCUUCUCGCAUUGCACUAAGGAUGCGCUAGCUGAGAUAUUUGAUAAAUAUGGCAAGUUGAAGGACGUACGGGUUGUUACUUUCAAAGAUGGUAAACCAAAAGGAAUAGCGUACAUUGAAUACCAAGAUGAGUCAGCUGCAUCACAAGCGUUGCAAAACACAAACGGAUUAGAAAUCGCCAAGAGGAAAAUCGACGUAGCCUUUAGCGCUCCGCCGCCGAAGCCGGAAAUCGCUUCUACGUCAGCUACCGCUACCUCUCGUGGCACAGGCGGAGCGAGCGGCAGUGAUGAUGGCUUGCUUGGACAAGGGAAAAGAGACACUGGUGGAGGAAUGCGGCGAACUAAAUUAAGCAGUUUCAUCCCAAGCGUACUGCUGAAGCCCUCUACUAGUAAAGCCACGAACGGAGCCAACGGAGACCACAGCAGCGAGAAGCGACCUCUUUCCAACACAGAUUUCAGAAAUAUGCUGCUGAACAAAUAACUCAAUAAGCUAAUAUUUGUAGUGUAAGAACUAAAAUCUUACUUUUUAUAUUUACAGCUUACGAGUUUUUACGUAUAACGCAUCAUGGCGUUCAAUGGCAUUAAGGGCAGCAUUCUGGCUGCAUCUGUUCAGUUUGGGUACAAUGGGUGCGAUUUCAUAUUCUUCGUUAACUGUGCUAGCGGUCGGGAGAAGUCAUACUAUUUUGCAGCUGCUAUCCAGUCCGAAUGCUGCACUUGCAACUAUGCACUUAAAAUGCAUUAGGCAAUUCAAACUGACUAAUAAUGCGGCUGUCAUCAUACCACGUAUGUUAAUCAUGUUAAUUGCAAAUUUCGGAGAAAGUACUUAAAAUAUUGAAGUUAGGAUAUUUUGUUUCAUGGAGACAUUAUUUUAUUUUUAAAAGCAAGUAAUACUGUAUUCUUCUUAAGUAAGUAAUACGGCAUUCUUCUUCUUGUCCUUAUUCCACGCUACAUGUAUUUUUCGUCCACUCUCCCCUAUCAGCCGUCAUAUCCAUACUCAUACCUUUCUUAACCAUGUCAUCUUUCACACAAUCCAUCAAUCUUUGGUCUUCCUCUCUCCUUAUGUCCCUCUACAUUCAUACAUAACACUCUUCUCGUCACAUGACAUGUCCAUAACCUAUUACUCCUCAUCUUUUCCGUCACUGGCUUUAAGUAAUACAGAUUUUAAAACUUGCUUGCUUCAUCUGGGAAUCGAACCGACCAAAUGUGAAAAAUAUCCUUUAUUUUUAUGAUCUUACCUUAUCGAUGACAUACACUGUAAUCCUCGCUAUCGUGGUUAAACGAUUUGCCAAUGGACGAGUUGAUUGUUGCUCAGGCGUACAGGAAAAGAAUGGCACGUCGUGCGUGGAGGUAUAUGAUGGAAUUUCGAAAGAGCUAGUUAUAAGGAGUAACAUAGCAUUUUAAAUUAAAAGAAUACCAUAAAAUUAUACAUUUAAAUUU